This is a messenger RNA of Ictalurus punctatus (channel catfish), 1133 nucleotides long. It is a transcript of the gene atp1b1a, whose product is annotated as ATPase Na+/K+ transporting subunit beta 1a. The record is from RefSeq and is marked provisional. Gene Ontology annotation, cellular component: sodium:potassium-exchanging ATPase complex. Gene Ontology annotation, molecular function: ATPase activator activity. Gene Ontology annotation, biological process: potassium ion import across plasma membrane; intracellular sodium ion homeostasis; intracellular potassium ion homeostasis. Lineage: Eukaryota; Metazoa; Chordata; Actinopteri; Siluriformes; Ictaluridae.
GACUCUGUCCUUUCCGAACAACUAGCUGAAAGGAGUACAGCUCUGGCGGUCAGGCACCUGAACGAAAGACAAAAUAAAGAAGCCCCAAAUAAAGUCAAACAAAGGGAACUAAAACAAACCGAGAAUGCCCGCCAAUAAGGAAGGCGACGGAGGUUGGAAGACGUUUCUGUGGAAUUCUGAAAAAAAGGAAUUUUUAGGACGUACCGGCGGCAGUUGGUUUAAAAUCUUCAUCUUUUAUGUAAUCUUCUAUGGCUGCUUGGCUGGAAUUUUCAUUGGCACCAUCCAGGCGAUGCUCAUGACCCUUAGCAACUACAAGCCCACGUACCAGGACAGAGUUGCACCCCCAGGUUUAUCACACACCCCACGCUCCGACAAAUCUGAGAUCUCCUACAUCUUGGGUGAGGAAGACAGUUAUAGGGACUAUACAAAAGCCAUGAAAGAACUGCUGGAGCCAUACAAAGACGAGAAGCAGGUGGACGACUCGAAAUAUGACGACUGCGGUGAUGCUCCUGGAAAAUACAUUGAACGUGGGGACUUGGAGAGUGACACAGGCGUAAGAAAGGCCUGCCGCUUCAAGAGGUCCUGGCUGGGAGACUGCUCAGGCCUGGAGGACACCAGCUUUGGCUUUAAGGCUGGCAAGCCCUGCCUCAUUGUCAAGCUCAACAGGAUUGUCAAUUUCAGACCCAGGCCUCCUAAAACCAAUACCUCGCUCCCUGUGGUUGCUGGUGGGAAGAUUCCACAAUUUUUGAUUCCUGUAUACUGCAGCAGCAAGAAAGAAGAAGAUGCUGACAAACUCAGAGAGGUUAAGUACUUUGGCUUGGGCCAGGGAUACCCACUGCAGUACUAUCCUUACUAUGGCAAGCUGCUACACCCCCAUUACCUCCAGCCUCUUGUGGGCAUCCAGUUCACCAACAUUAGCAUAAACCAGGAGCUGCGUGUUGAGUGCAAAGUAUACGGAGAAAACAUUGAUUACAGCGAUAAAGACCGUUAUCAGGGACGUUUUGACCUCAAAAUCAUGAUCAAAUCAUGACCACAGCUAUGAAAAUAGCACUUUUACUCUGCCCAUUUCAAAACGUAAUAAUUUAGACAGAUGAAAAUGAAAAAAAAUAAAAGUUCAAUUAAAAAAAAAAAAA